AUGGUUUACACCAAGAAGCAAGUUCUUUCUUCUCAAGACCAUGCCUCUACAUCCCGUGGAAGAGGAAGACCCCGCAAGGCUGUCCAAGAAGCAACCAAUCCAAAAAGAAGGAGAAUCAUCGAUUCGUCAGAAUCGGACUCGGAAGAAGAUAUUCCUGAUGUCGAGGACGAAACAGAAGAUGAGCGAUCGGAAGUACCGAUUCAGGAGACUGGCUCAAAACAAAAACGGAAAAGAAAGAACAUUUUCACGGAAGAACAGUAUCGGUUGCUCUUGGCAACGCUCCAGGAAAACCAUUACCCAACGAAGGAGCAGCGAGAAGAGUUGGCGGAAAAGGCGGAUCUAACCAGACAGCAGAUAAGAAGCUGGUUUGAGAGAAAUAGGCGGAAAAAUCCAACAUUAUUAAAGUAUCGUCAACUGACAGAGGAACAAACCUCGAAGUUGGAUGAUGUUUUUGCGGUUAACCCUAGGCCAGACAAAGCAACUAUUGCCUCUUUGGCUUCAGAGCUUCAAUUGGAGAAAGAUCGAGUCAGAAACUACUUCAUGAAUCGCAGAUCCAAAACAAAUGCGAAACUUCCACGUCCACUGAAACUUCCACUUGAAGAAGCCGAACCGAUUUUACUCGAGGUCUUUCGAAAAAAUCCGCAAUUCCGGGAUUACAAAAAUUUCGAAUUGAGAGAAAAGACAGGCUGGUCGGUCGCAAAAAUAUCAAAAUUCUUCGUCAAAUGCAGAAAAGAAAAUGGGAUUGCUGACCAUGUUCCACUCCCUGAAGAGGAAGCUGUACCAAUCCUCAUGGAAAUGUUUAAGAAGAACCCGUUAUUCAAGGACUAUAAAAAUAUUGAAUUGAAAAAUGAACUUCACUGGGGGUACCAUAGAAUUAGUAAAUUCUUUAACGAACGAAGAAAGCAAAAUAGGAUAAGCAAUGGGCCAAAAGUAAGCACCCGGGCCCAAAGUAAGCACAAUAGGAUUUCGAUUGGCGAUUCUCCACUCCCCGAAGAAGAAGCUCAGCCAAUUCUCAUGGAUAUUUUUAGGAAAAAUCCACUGGUCCAUGAUUACAAGAACGUUGAACUCAAAAAUCAGAUUCAGUGGACGUACCGAAGAAUCGAGAGUUGGUUCGUUCGACAACGCAAGUCAAAUCAGCAAGAGAAACUUGAUCACUUCAAUGACGUCAUGGAAAAAGCUUUCCAAAAACAGCAAUAUUUUGGAACUCGAAGUGAAGCUUUGGAAGUGGAAACUGGAGCCUCUUGGAACAAGAUAUUAGCUUGGCUUAAAAACAAAAGGAAAAAUACUCUGGAAGCAUACUUGACAAAAGAAACUUCGUUCUUGCCUAAUGACAUGGCCAAUUUUGAGAGGAUUUACAAAAAGUACGACAGACCCAUCUGCUUCGAUGCAGUUCGUUGUAUCGAACAAAAAGAGAAUGUUUCCGGCUAUAAUCUAUCAGAUUAUUUGAUGGACCGACAGAGUGUGCAAGCUAAACUUCGGAAGGAGAAGGAAGGCGUCCAGAUGGAACCGGAAGAGGAGGAAUACGAAGAUGAACAGGAUGCUCAUGAAGAGGAUCACAUUGAGCAGGAUUUGGACUAUCAGAUGGAUUCAGAGCAUAGCUUCCAACUAGAUGCUCACCAAGAAGAUGAAGACCACGGGGAAAAAAGAGGUGCAGAAGAGGAUACUGAUGAGGAGCUGGAAGAAGAACCGGUGGAUCAAAGUGAACCAAACAAUCAAAUGGGCCAAGAACCUAUUGUCAACCGAGAAGCGGGGGAACUGGAAUUUGAAAAUGAUGACAUUGAAUUCGAUAAUCAAGAGGCUGCAGUCGUCGAAGAACAUCAUGGACGUGUGGAGGGUCCGGAGGUAGACCAACAAGUCCCUGAACAGCAAGUGACAGAACAAGAGGCCCAACUGGCUGCCCACCAAGAACCUGUCGUAGACGUAGAACAAGAGGAAGGGUCAGUAGAUAGACAGGAUGCUCAUGAAGAAUAUCAGAUUGAACCGGAACUGAACUAUCACAUUGAUGAAGAACAUGACGUCGAACCAGCUGUCAGCCAAGAAGCCGUUGCGGUGGAAUUUGAAAAUGAGGAAAUUGGAUUCAAUAAUCCACAAGAGGCUCUGUUCAACCAAGAACUUCUUGAACAAAUCGAUGAAACAGUAGCUGACCUGAUCGCUCCUGUGAACGUCAAAGUAGAAUAUCCUGACCCUGACAUUAAAAAUGUUGAACGUCUGGAAAACCCAGUGAAAGAAGAGGUUGUGGAUGAAAAUGAGGAAAAUGAACUGGUGGUAUUCGACGUUAUUGAUCUGGGUGCCUCGCAGGAUGUCGAUGCUGUUGGGCCCGUGUCAAUUGUAAGAAUUCAAGCGACAAUGGAGGAUAUCCAACCUGAUAUUCGCGAUAUUAUUGGAUUCCCGGAGAUAGGAUUCGCCAGGAAAACGGAGAUGUCCGAGAACAAGAGCAGGUUGGACUUGGAGAAUCUGACACUGCCAUUUAAUUGCUCCACGGAUAAUCUACGAUGGUCGAUUAAGGAAUGGUUCGGUCGACAAUGCCGCAUGAAAAAAACAGAAUCAAUUCACAACUGCCAUGGAAACAUUCUUCCAAACCAGCCAAUUUCUUGA
Messenger RNA from Caenorhabditis briggsae, 2595 nucleotides. The record is from RefSeq and is a predicted model, not a curated record. The transcript has 12 exons. Lineage: Eukaryota; Metazoa; Nematoda; Chromadorea; Rhabditida; Rhabditidae. Gene Ontology annotation, biological process: regulation of transcription by RNA polymerase II. Gene Ontology annotation, cellular component: nucleus. The coding region runs from base 1 to 2595 and encodes 864 amino acids. Gene Ontology annotation, molecular function: RNA polymerase II cis-regulatory region sequence-specific DNA binding; DNA-binding transcription factor activity, RNA polymerase II-specific.